Molecule: messenger RNA, 764 nt
Organism: Sinocyclocheilus rhinocerous
Lineage: Eukaryota; Metazoa; Chordata; Actinopteri; Cypriniformes; Cyprinidae
Product: BTB/POZ domain-containing protein KCTD14-like
Exons: 2
Coding region: 39-764 (241 amino acids)
Biological process (GO): protein homooligomerization
Molecular function (GO): protein binding
Source: RefSeq, a predicted model, not a curated record
GCCUGAGCUGCUGCUACCAGAAGUUUUAGCUGAAGAUCAUGAGUUUACCCGACUAUAAAUCGCCUGGAAAACAGUCCUCAGCAGCUGUGCAGUCGAAAUCCCAAGUUGUGCAGCUGAACAUUGGAGGUCAUGUCUUCAGCACCACCCUGGGAACCGUCCGUAAAUUCCCAAACUCCACACUGGCGGGCCUGUUUAACGGAUCAACCAAACGGAUGGACUCUGAGGGCCGUCACUUCGUAGACCGCGAUGGGACUUAUUUCGGGUACAUCCUCGAGUACCUCAGAACGGAGAAACUUCCUACUGAACACCUGCAGGAGGUGCAUAAGGAGGCGCUUUACUACGACAUCAAACCUCUGGUCAAAGCCAUCGAGGAGACGCCGCAGUUCUUCGGAGAGACGGUCGGGAGACAGCAGUUUUUGGCCCGUGUACCGAAUUAUCAAGAAAACCUGGAGGUGAUUGUGCGGGUGGCCAGAGCCGAGGCCAUCGCCUCACGCUACUCCAACAUAAUCGUGUGUGUUGUGAGGACAGAAGAUGAUUUAGCCAGAUACAACCAUGCUAUCGACAGUCUCGGCACCCCGAGAGAGUCCGUGGUGAGCUUUGGUCCGUGGAAAGCUCCUGCAUCAGUGGAAGAUCUGUUAGAUUGCGUCAAAAUGGACAUAGAAGCCAAAGGAUAUAAAGUAAAGAUCCAACCACACAGCAUAGACAAAGGGUUUCUCUUUAAGAGCAACGACUUCUUCUAUAAAUUGAUUUUCACUUGGUGGUGA